UCCUGCUAUGGCACCAAGUCUGUCGGCCGCAUUUGCUAACCUUCUCCGGUUUCCAUUUCCUGGGGAUGGACGGCGCGCACAAUGUCCUCAAGCUCAUCUACCGGCAGUUCCGGCUGUAACGUUACUUCUUGCGGCCGUCCGGUCUGGACGUCCCUUCUGCAUAUCGGGCAGCGAUCAAGGCGCGGAACACAGACCUCACAAAAUCCAUGGCGGCAUGGCAGCUCAACAUAUCUACGUCCAAUGGUACGAAACUCUUCAGCACACACGAUACAGGCAGAAUCGGACUCUGAGCCUUGGCUUGCUGCGUGUUCGUCGAGACAGCCGCCAACGCGUUCCGCAUCCUGGCCUGUGCCUGCAAACCAGCCACGCGAGAAGUACCACCCAUAGGCUGUCGAGGCAUUCUGGCAAUAGCCUGCUGCAGAUCGUUGAGGCGGUCGAGGAGGUUCUCCACCGUAAUUGUCGCCUGCUGACCUUCGGUCUCUCCCGCUCUGGAAGUCGAAGGCGCUAUUUGUUCUGGAGAUUGGUCGGACUCUGAUUGAGGGGUGGCCGAAGCCGUUCCAUCUGUUGUAGCCUGCCGUGGCUCGGUCGUUGCACGAGCUGACCGUGUCACAUCAUUCCACUGGGCUGUAGGUGCUUCGCUAGCUGGCGUCGCCUCUCGUGAUACUGAGUACCAUCUGAAGCACUCUCUAUCCUCCUG
Pseudocercospora fijiensis CIRAD86 is the source of this 697-nucleotide messenger RNA. RefSeq lists its product as uncharacterized. NCBI's taxonomy places the organism in Eukaryota, Fungi, Ascomycota, Dothideomycetes, Mycosphaerellales, Mycosphaerellaceae. The transcript is spliced from 2 exons. The record is from RefSeq and is a predicted model, not a curated record. Bases 8 to 535 code for a protein of 175 amino acids.